Messenger RNA from Lottia gigantea (owl limpet), 1455 nucleotides. RefSeq lists its product as hypothetical. The transcript is spliced from 7 exons. Bases 1 to 1131 code for a protein of 376 amino acids. The record is from RefSeq and is a predicted model, not a curated record. Lineage: Eukaryota; Metazoa; Mollusca; Gastropoda; Lottiidae.
AUGAGUGACGAUGAAGAAAAUCCUGCUGCAGUUUUAGAUAUUGGUUCUGCAAUGGUCAGGGCUGGUUUUGCAGGGGAUGUUGCCCCAAGAUCUAUAUUUCCUAGUCUCAUAGGGAGACCGUCAUUUACCCCAGCGGUGAUGCCGACACAUUGCGACUUGUACAUAGGAGAUGAAGUUUUGGCAGCAAAGGCAUCAUUAUCUAUAACUCAUCCAACAGAACAUGGUAUUGUAACUAACUGGGAUGAUAUGGAAAUUCUUCUAAAUUAUAUUUUUAAUAAAGAAUUGAGAGUUUCACCUUCGGAUCAAGCAGUAUUAAUGACAGAACCUCCUCUAAAUCCCAAAUCUAACGCGACAACCAUGACACAGGUUAUGUUCGAGAAGUAUGACGUACCCAAAUUUUAUAUUUCCAACCCAGGGAUAUUAUCUUCCUUAGCGUCUGGUCGAGGAACCGGAUUGAUGGUAGACUGUGGAGAAGGCCUUGCCCAUGUUAUACCAAUAUAUCAAGGAUUCACUAUUCCUCAUUCAAUACGACGACAGAAUUUGGCUGGAAGAGAUGUAACACACAAUCUUCAAAAGCUCAUUCUAAAAAGAGGGCAUACUCUUACCACGGAUAGUGAAUUUGAGAUAGUUCGAGAUAUAAAAGAACAAUGUUGCCAUGUGGCAUUAGAUUAUGAACAGGAGAUAAAUGAUCCAUACUUACCUAUAAAUAAUAAAAAUUAUGAACUACCUGAUGGAACCAAACUAACCCUUGACAGCGAGAAUAUUGCGGGUCCUGAGAUUUUAUUCCAACCAGAAUUAUACGGUCGAGAGGAGAAAGGUCUACAUAAACUUGUAUAUGAAACAUUGAUGGACUGUGAUAUUGAUAUGAGGAGAGAUUUUUAUUGUAAUAUUAUUAUAUCUGGUGGAACCACAAUGUUACCAGGUUUUACCGAAAGACUACAAAAGGAAUUACAAAAAUUAAUACCAAGUCGUAUGAUUUGUAAAGUAGUAAGCAAUCCUGAAAGAAAACACUCAGUUUGGAUUGGAGGGUCUCUAUUAGCGUCAUUAAGUACAUUUAGUGAGAAGUGGAUAACCAAAGAAGAAUAUUGGGAAUGCGGACCAGAUAUAAUUCACAGGAGAACAUUCUUAUGAUAUGUAUUUUAUCAGAAUGGAAUAAAAUGUCCCAACUAGGCAUAUUUUUAGCCCACCACUGCUAUUUGUCCAUCAGCUGUUGACCAAAUGAUAUUUUUUUGGAAACAUAAAUAAGCCUUAAUAAUGUGCAAGUCCGUUACGUUCUGUUAACAUAUACUCUGAUAAAAAUGAAAAUCCUGCAUAAUAAUUAAACAGACACACUAAACUGUAGAUAGGCUACAAAUAUUUCGUUAUGGCUAUUGUGCAUGACCGAUUGAAUAAUAUUUAUUUUUCUACGUUUGUUAUAUUUGGAUAUAUUUAUUAAAAUUCUUAUCUAGUAUUUUC